AUGUCGUCUGCCAAUUCAAUUGGACAAGUCAUUGCUCUACCAUUAUGUGGGAAUCUGGCAGAUUUUGUACUUUCCAAGAAAUAUGCGUCAACUCGUUGUGUCCGUGUUUUGUUCCAAGACUUUUCUCUGAUUCUACCUGGAUGUUUAUUAAUUGCCGUAACUUUCCUCAGAUGUGAUCAAACCGUUCUAAUAAGUUUUCUGUUAUUUCUCUGUGGUGUAACAAUGUCUUUUGUCUGUGGUGGUGUUUACGUGAACAACAAAGAUAUUGCUCCAAAAUAUGCAGGUAUUGUAUAUGGAAUUGCAAACACUUUUGGAACAAUAGCCAGCAGCAUUUGUCCCUUAUCUACGAAAGCCUUGACCCCAAACGGCACUAAAGAAGAAUGGCAGAUUGUGUUUGCAUUGUUGGCUGCCAUAUGUUUAUCUGGUGCAAUCUUGUAUACAAUAUUUGCAAGAGGAGAAAUACAAGAUUGGGCAAGGUCAGAAGAGUCUGGACCUUCCGUUAAUCAUAGCGACACACAAUCAAAUAAAAUUGCUUAG
Messenger RNA from Octopus sinensis (East Asian common octopus), 537 nucleotides. Its product is annotated as sialin-like. Gene Ontology annotation, molecular function: transmembrane transporter activity. The transcript has a single exon. The record is from RefSeq and is a predicted model, not a curated record. Gene Ontology annotation, biological process: transmembrane transport; monoatomic anion transport. The coding region runs from base 1 to 537 and encodes 178 amino acids. Lineage: Eukaryota; Metazoa; Mollusca; Cephalopoda; Octopoda; Octopodidae.